Messenger RNA from Penicillium lagena, 1452 nucleotides. It is a transcript of the gene ade13, whose product is annotated as adenylosuccinase ADE13. The record is from RefSeq and is a predicted model, not a curated record. Gene Ontology annotation, cellular component: cytosol. The transcript has 7 exons. Gene Ontology annotation, molecular function: N6-(1,2-dicarboxyethyl)AMP AMP-lyase (fumarate-forming) activity; (S)-2-(5-amino-1-(5-phospho-D-ribosyl)imidazole-4-carboxamido) succinate lyase (fumarate-forming) activity. Gene Ontology annotation, biological process: 'de novo' AMP biosynthetic process. Bases 1 to 1452 code for a protein of 483 amino acids. NCBI's taxonomy places the organism in Eukaryota, Fungi, Ascomycota, Eurotiomycetes, Eurotiales, Aspergillaceae.
AUGUCUGAAAGCAACGAUGUCUACCAGACGCCCCUCAACUCGCGUUAUUCGAGCAAGGAGAUGAAAUACCUCUUCUCCCCUCGUAUGCGGUUCUCAACCUGGCGUAAGCUGUGGGUGUGGUUGGCCGAAUCUCAGAAAGAGCUGGGACUCCCCAUCACCGACGAAGCCGUGGAGCAGAUGAAGGCCCAUGUCAUGAUUCAGGAUGAAGAGUUCGCUGUGGCAGCCGAGGAGGAGAAGCGCCGGCGACACGACGUGAUGGCCCACGUUCACACCUUCGGACUGGCCGCCCCCGCCGCAGCUGGAAUCAUCCACUGGGGCGCCACCUCGUGCUACUGCACUGAUAACGCGGACCUGAUUCUCCUGCGAGACGGCCUAGAUAUUCUGAUCCCCAAGCUAGCCGUGGUCAUCGAUAAGCUCUCAGCCUUCGCCAAGGAGUACAAGGACCUGCCGUGUCUGGGUUUCACGCACGGCCAGCCCGCCCAGCUAGUCACUGUCGGCAAGCGCGCCUGUCUGUGGAUCCAGGAUCUGCUGAUGGAUCUGCGGAAUCUCGAGCGCGCGCGGGACGAUUUGCGCUUCCGCGGUGUCAAGGGUACCACGGGUACGCAGGCUUCUUUCCUGCAGAUCUUCAACGGGGACCACGCCAAGGUUGAGAAGUUGGAUGAGCUCGUCACUGAGAAGGCCGGCUUCAGCUCCGCGUUCAUUAUCUCCAGCCAGACGUACUCUCGGAAGAUUGAUGUGGAUGUCGGCAAUGCUCUGGGCUCGUUUGGUUCGACCUGCGAGCGCAUUGGUAUUGAUAUUCGCCACUUGGCUAUGCUCAAGGAGGUUGAGGAGCCGUUUGAGAAGGAUCAAAUCGGUAGCAGUGCUAUGGCCUACAAGCGUAACCCUAUGCGUUCUGAGCGUCUGUGCUCGCUCGGCCGUCACCUGCAGAACCUUCCUAAGGAUGCUCUGGACACAUACUCUGCUCAAUGGUUCGAGCGAUCGCUGGAUGACAGUGCUAUCCGCCGUAUCAGCAUCCCGGAGCUUUACCUGUCCGCCGACGCCUGUCUCAUUCUUCUGAACAAUGUGACUUCCGGCUUCGUCGUUUACCCUGAAGUCAUCAAACGCCGGGUCAAUGAUGAGCUUCCUUUCAUGGCCACUGAGAAUAUCAUCAUGGCCUGCGUGAAGAAGGGCCUCUCCCGGCAGGAUGCCCACGAGGAAAUCCGUGUCCUCUCCCACCAAGCCGCCGACAACGUCAAGAAGCAAGGCAAAGACAACGACUUGAUCGAGCGGAUCCGCCGCACCGCAUUCUUCGGCCCCAUCCUGCCCGAGCUGGAUGCUCUGCUCGACGCCAGUACCUUUGUUGGCCGUGCGCCGCAGCAGGUGGAGAAGUUUACUUCCACUGAAGUCAUCGCUGCACUCAAGCCGUAUGAGAAGUAUCUUGCCAAGGCGGAAACUGCUGCGCUGCACGUCUAA